UCUUGGUUCGUAACCGUCACGUACACACACGUACGCGUAUACAGGCGCACAUUGUACUCGACACAGGAUAUUUUUCGUCGGUGAUCAGACGGUUAUUUAUCCGCGACGAGUAAGUUGUCGUCGUUACGGUGAUCUAUCGUGGGAUGACAUUGAUCGCGAGAGCAGCGUUUACGAGCGCGCGAGAAGAAAUCGGCGAAAGAUUAUCGUUCGAUAUAUGAUUCGCGGAUGACAAGGGAUCGCAAGGAUUCGUCCGCGAGUGCGUGUCACGCGUAGUGCAUCGUCGAUCGAUCGAACGGCACCGAUCUCGAGAUCGGUGGUGAACUCGCGUACUACGUGCAAUUCGAGAAACAUUGGAGCGACGCGGAUGUUCGGUUAUCGAAACGACAUUGUUAUCGUAUCUAGGAAGAAAUGAGUGGUUUGUUCGGUGAUUCCUUGGUGAACAGUUGUUGAUAAAUACUGUGGGAGAUAGUGCGCGAGACGGUUCUUGGAAGACAGUUUCCGGAAGCUACGUUCGGACAGGCUUUUUCUCUCUCGAAUGUUUUUGCCCCGUCCACCGCGGUCGGGGGGGCACUGUUGACGGCGCGAUCGAGAAUCGAAAGCGCGUCGCGUACUCGUUUACAACGUAACCGGGAACCGACUCGAUUUUGCUAUGCUCGCGCACGGACGUCGAAUAUGCGAGAUACGCGUGCCGAGUUAAUCGACGCACGUACGCGUAAUCGUCGCGAGUCGCUAUCAAGGGGGUUUCAAUUAAAUCUCCCGCGAGGAAGGUCAAGUGCGCCGUGCGAACGACAUCCAGUUUUCAGUUUUAAUUAAAACACCCCCGAGGACAACCAUUAUUGCGCUUGUGUUUGAAAUUAAUUAGCGACGGCAGAGGCAACGACCGCGACAGGUGAACAACGAAGACCACGAAACGCGGACCGAGGUGGCCAGAAGGUGAAAUCGAAGAAAGAACGUCGUCGAACGUCGACGUGACUGUACGACCGACGGGGGAGUGUUGUUUCGCGUACGAAAAAGUUCGAUAUAUCGAUCGCUGGGAAAUCGUUACGAAAUCAAGAGCAAAGAGAGAAAGAGAUAGAAGAGAGAGAAAGAAAAACAGCAUUGCAAUCGGUAUGCCUCGUGUGAUCGAAUUCGCGUGUGUGGCAAGUUAACGAGAGAGCUCGAUCAGAUUUUCCAUUAAAUGGUCGUUCGCGGGUGACAAAUUGUGUCGUUGCGUGCGGAAGUGGCACGUAAGUCGUAGAAAAGGAUAGGCGAGAGAAAAAGUGGCCAGCUGGAAAAAAAGUUAGCAGCUUUCCAGUCGUCCUAACAUCCACAACCGCCACGUCGGAGUGAUGAAAGCGGCGUAGCAACGGCAAAUAGCUAGACCCAACGUCCGAGGGGCACGUAUUAUGUGAGGUGAAACUUGCAACGAGGGAAACGAAGAUGUCCGCCAUCAGCGUAGCUGCAUGGCUGCUCAGCGCCGUCGCUUUCGCUACGAUUAAUAACGGUGCUCACUGCUACAGCACGUUGCAUGGAAGCAGCGGGAAAAAUGGCAACGCUCAUAAGAAUAGCCUGGACGGAAGCAGUCCACGGACCGGACCGUACUUCGACGUGUCCGCCUCGAAGAACGUGACCGCCCUUCUGGGGAAGACUACGUACUUGAACUGUCGCGUCAAGAACUUGGGGAACAAGACGAUGUCGCUGCAAGUAUCCUGGGUGCGACACAGAGACAUCCACCUGCUCACCCUCGGUAGUUACACCUACACGAACGACCAGCGAUUCAGGGCGAUCCACAUCGCGCAGACGGACGACUGGAUGCUUCAAAUCAGGUAUCCGCAGCUUCGAGACAGCGGAUACUACGAGUGCCAGGUCUCCACGACGCCGCACAUGAGCCACAUCGUGCAUCUGAACGUGAUCGAACCAAAAACCGAAAUUCUGGGUGCGCCAGAUCUGUACAUCAAUCGAGGUAGCACCAUCAACCUCACCUGCGUGGUGUUGGAAAGUCCAGAGCCUCCAGCUUACAUAUUUUGGAAUCAUAACGAUGCCAUAAUCAACUACAACUCCGACAGAGGCGGCGUAUCCGUGGUCACGGAGAAAGGUGACAGCACCACGAGUUUCCUGCUCGUGCAAGAAGCGAAACCAUCCGACUCCGGACGGUACACUUGUAAUCCCAGUAAUGCUCAACCAAAAUCGAUCACCGUGCACGUACUCAAUGGAGAGUAUCCCGCGGCAAUGCAGCACGGUGGCCAAGCUAAGCAACCGAGGCUCUACUCCCUUCUGCUCUGUCUGUGUCUGCUGCUUUACUAACUGUGUCAUCCCCCUCCCCCGACCAUCGGAAGUCCUUCCUACCCUGCAUCGUAUCGACGACAGUGAGCAAGGGUCUUCAACCGUGAUAUCAACCGACCGUGGGGACAAAAAACGCGAACGUCACCGAGUGGUGGUGCAGUGACACCGGUAACAAAAAAAAAAGAUCGAAAAAAUAGAAACCGGCUACGGUGCGCGCCGAGUGAUCGCGCGGACGAAAAAGAGACUCGCGGUACCAUCGUCGGUCGAUGAAACGUUGUUGAACCGAAUCGACGCGAACUUGGGGACCGUGUCGCUGAAACGCGACUGAAUACGGCCCCGGGGGGGGCGUCGGUUAACGCCGAGCGAGACCAAGGAACCAGCCCGUGGCAAACGUCGACGGUAGCGUUCGACGUUGCAACAAAGUGACUGAUCGUGAUCGCGGGGCUCGAACAGACCACGGCGGGGCGAGAGGCAACGUAACGCGGAAAUAAUGCAGCGGCGGUUGGUCGCGAAACGAUUAAACCCGACCCGGUCGCGGGACAAACGGAAAUUGAGAUGGCGAAAGACGGGAGAACGAGCGAGACGAGACGAGCGCCACGAGGGAGCCGGCGAACGGAACAAGCGACCGGGACAAAGGCGUGGAUCAGAGUACAAAGGAUCGCCUUUCCUCCGCAAUUAUUCAGCCACCCCGACACGCGGAAUGUGUACGGAAGAGGUGGGACAGAAAGCGGUUAGAAGCCCGGGAACACCGAUCGACAGCCGGAUCCGUUUUCCAUAGGCGCGUCAUACGUCAUUCGCGUCGAAAAGGGCGAAUCGUUGCCACGCAACCCCCGUAAUUUCGAUCGUAUCGCGUCGAUCCACGCCGGUCAGACGACGGCCGGGCAGUCCCUUUGCCGUUAAAGACCAAUAACCUCCGCCCGCGUACUCGCCUCACUUCCGGAACACUGGUUCUCGUAAUAUUUAUACGAAUGAUUUCGACGGGUCGUACUCUAUCGACGAUCGCCCGCAACAUCGAGCACACGCUCGCGCGGAUCACGAAAAUCUUCGAGGAUGUCGAUUAUCCGUACUAAUCGAGGGACAAAUUCGAACCAGAGAAUCACGAACUGAAACAACUGUAAAUUAAAUAUCUUUCACGUAAUGUAAACACACUACAAGCUCACGUCACGAAAGAAAAUUAAUUUUUUUUUAAUACGACCAAUUUUUAUAUUUUUUUUUAUAUUUACACUUAUAAUUUUGUCGUUCAGUACCACUAUCUUUAGUAGUGUAUUUGAAUAUCUUUACGAUCGUUUCCUCGACGAUUUUCGUUUUCCGCCCAAGUGCAAGCUCGCUUUCGCGGAUAACUUUCGCCUCGCGGAUACAAGUUUUUUAAAAUGUCGACGUCGCGGUGCUCGAGCAUCUUUGCGCGGGCCCUCGUUGCGCGCGGCAUUGCAGCGGUAUACGAUCAAGCGUAACGAAUUUUAACCCGGGCAGGAUGAAACGCGACGGCCAGCGAGCAAUUAAUUCCCCGCUAUCGCGACCCGAUCGUAAUACGUUUAUUUACUACGGCGACCGAUACAUUGCGCGGAUAAAGCUGCGCCGUAUGGCAAAGUGGCGUCUCCUGUAUCGAUUAAUGGCUUCGCCUAACAGACGGUGCACGCGACGGAGCCGAAAGCUCGCGAAAAUCCUCGUCGGAUACAGGGAUCUUUCGAGUGGCACGAUUCCACGUGUAUUCCACGCUGCGCGACGCGUUCUUUGGCUACGAUAAUCGCCCACGCUCCUCGAACUCCAACAAACAACGACGACGAUGCAUUACGAUGACGCUCGUUUCGUAUUUUUUAUGGUUUUUAUAUUUUUGAUAUUUUGAUGAUUCGUUCAGACAAUCUUGCAUACUUGAAGAAUACAGAGAUUCCCAAUAAUUAUGAUACGAUCCAGGAGAUGAUUCUACGCGAAAAACUAGGUCGAAAACGUAGAACAAAGUUUGCUUACACGAGGUUCUGUUCUCGUGAAAAUCGACUCUGAAGAUUCGUGGCUUACGUGUGCAUCAGAGUACAAUUUUCAGAUUAGAACAAGUAGAAGUAGUAAGUAUUGGUCAGACGCGUCGGACAAAUUUUAUUCAAUCGCCAGUGUAACCAACGAAUUUUCAAAUUUAAUUAUCUCGGAAAGGAAGCAUUAUAGAAACAAAUUUUAUUGCUACGUUUUUGACUUAUUGUUUUUACUCGAAAGUUUUGGUACAUGUUUUAAUAACAAGAAAAUUCUUGGCUGUCAAUUUCUCACCAGACGCAACCACUGAGUAAGUAAUGGAUAUUGGACGUUUAAAAGAAGAAUGAAAAUCAGUAUGGAUCGAAUAACUGAAUAUUUAUUCAUAAAAAGUAAAAUAAAUAUCUAGUCAUUUCCUAACCAGCGUCUGUAAAAAGAGUGUGCGCCAGGAUUCGUUUAAUCCAAAAAUUCUGCGACAGUCAACGCAUUAAUAAAUGGAUCCGUGGUUUGCAAUAUAAAUUAUUACUACGUUUGAUCGUGACAGAAAAUUUCUUAUUACAUCGUGCGUCGCAACACCGACCACAAAAUUAUCGAAUUUAACAUUUUUAUACGUGCUAGAGUUAAAUCCAUAAAGUCGACUGCAAAUUGUAAUUUAUACAUUAAUUACUUUGUAAAAAUGAAAUCGCCAGAGGAUAUUUUCUAGUAAAUA
Messenger RNA from Colletes gigas, 4927 nucleotides. RefSeq names its product zwei Ig domain protein zig-8-like. The record is from RefSeq and is a predicted model, not a curated record. Bases 1420 to 2283 code for a protein of 287 amino acids. Gene Ontology annotation, biological process: synapse organization. The transcript is spliced from 7 exons. NCBI's taxonomy places the organism in Eukaryota, Metazoa, Arthropoda, Insecta, Hymenoptera, Colletidae. Gene Ontology annotation, cellular component: neuron projection membrane.